UCAACACUACAACCCAGGAAGGUCUGGUGUUUAAUCAGUGUCUGAGUCCUCUCCACGUUCUCUCUCCGCUAGAAUAACGGGUCGGGUGCAUAGCAGAACUUUAAGCUACUGCGCGCCGGGCUCUGGGCAGGUGUGAAGUGAGGAUACUGUGUGUGUGUGUGUGUGUGUGUGUGUGCAGGCACACGUGAGUGCGUGUGUGUGAAUGAUGAGGUGUGUGUUGUGGUGACAGGGUGUUCUGUGAUGUCAGACGACAGCAGAACAUUGUCCUGGAGGGGGGUGGCACCCUGCGGCAAGUUAAAGCCAGAGGACGCUUCCCAGGCGACGGUUGCUGGGGAAGGCGGUUUGAUGAAGAUCAUCAAAGUGUGUUUCACCAGCAACAGUGCGAACCUGGGGAAAAACUUCAAACUGGUCCGCUGUCAUGAGGGGAUGACAAUACGGGGUGUCAUAGCUGCCGUGUUGUCCAGUGGUUGUGUUGGUCCAGACAUAAAGAACUCCCUCUGCUAUGGCCUUCUCCUGAAACACCUGAAGUCACCUGAGAUCCAUUGGCUGCACCUCGACCUCACCGUGGCAGAACUGCAGCUACGCUAUGAGCAGCAGCACCUGGAGGCGGAGUGGAGAUAUGACCUGCGUAUCAGGUACAUUCCUGCAGACUUCAUUGACAAGUUUAAAGAGGACAGAACCACACUGCUGUACUUCUACCAGCAGGUGAGAAGUGACUACAUGCAUCAUUUUGCCAGUAAAGUGAGUGAUGGGAUGGCCCUGCAGUUAGGCUGUCUGGAGAUCAGGAGGUUCUAUAAAGACAUGAACCCUAACGGACUGGAGAAGAAGUCCAACUUUGAACUUUUAGAGAAGGAUGUGGGAUUGCAUCUGUUUUUCCCCAGGGAGUUGAUUGACAGCAUGAAGCCGAAGGUACUGCGUAAGAUGAUCCAGCAGACAUUUCAGAGGUACUCCUGUUUAAAAGAAGAGCAGUGUGUCGUAAAGUUCUUCACCACACUUGCAGACUGCUAUGACUACACACAGGAGAGCUAUAGCUGUCAACUGGUGCAAGGCUGGAGUCUGGCAGUAGACCUGGUCAUUGGGCCUGAGGGAAUCUGCCAGCGGACAGAUAAAACAUCUGUGCCUGUCUGUCUGGCCAGUUUCUCUCAGGUAUGCGGUAUCAGGUUGUCUCAACAGAACGAUGGCCAUGUGCUGCUCAUUGUUGACAUAAAGGGAGCCAAGCAGCCUCUGUCGGUGACCAUGGAUUGUUUGGCCACAGCCGAGAACAUGGCCGACCUCAUAGACGGCUACUGUCGACUGGAGACCACCAGCGAGACCUCCCUCAUCAUCAACGCUAACAGAGACAGAGACAACAGGAACACUCUACCUCCCAUUCCUACUGACAGUAAAGAUGUCCCCGGGAAGAGUAAAGAAAGGAAAGAUAUCGGUUCAGAUAUCUACGCUGAAAUCCCUGAAGAGAAGUCAGACUCUGGGAGGGACUACAGUCUUGACAGAAAUGACAUUGUCCUUGGGCGUAUCUUGGGUGAGGGCUUCUUCGGAGAGGUGCAUGACGGGGUCUACAAAAGCCCGACAGGGGAACGCGUGCGUGUUGCAGUGAAGACAUGCAAGGACUGUACUGAUGACGUGAAGGACAAAUUCAUGAGUGAAGCUGUGUUAAUGAAGACUCUAAAUCAUCCUCACAUUGUGCGUCUGAUUGGGGUCAUCGAGGUGGACCCGGUGUGGAUUGUUAUGGAACUGUACACGCACGGAGAGUUGGGGACCUACCUUGUGGAGAAUCAGAGGUAUCUGAACAGUGUGACUCUCAUCCUGUAUAGCCUACAGAUCUGUAAGGCCCUGGCAUACCUGGAGGGGCUCAAUAUGGUGCACAGAGAUAUAGCUGUGAGGAACGUGUUGGUGGCAUCUCAGGAAUGCGUCAAACUGGGAGACUUUGGGCUGUCACGAUACAUAGAGGAAGAAGAAUAUUAUAAAGCCUCAGUGAGCAGGUUACCUAUCAAAUGGAUGGCCCCGGAAUCCAUUAACUUCAGGCGCUUCACCACGGCCAGCGAUGUCUGGAUGUUUGGUGUGUGUGUGUGGGAGGUGAUGUCUCUAGGCCAACAGCCGUUCUUCUGGCUGGAAAACGGACAGGUGAUCAACCACCUGGAGAGCGGUGUCCGCCUGCCCAAGCCCUCCCUCUGCCCGCCCACACUCUACAAUCUCCUCACACACACCUGGAGCUACGAUCCACACACAAGGCCCACCUUCACACAGCUGGUCUGCAAGCUAAGUGAUAUCCAUAGGAUGGAAAAAGAUCAGGAAGGACAAAGAAAGAGAGAACGUGCUCAAAGUGUUACACAAUACAACCUGAAGUCAACUGAGCCCCCACCUAAGCCGGCAAGGAAACAUAGCUUUCAGAGUCACACCUUAGGGCCUUCGAUGAGGAUACAGGACACAUGCGGGGCAGUGGAUGCGAGGUGUACAUGGGAGAGAGAGACAAUGGAGAAGACUCUCCACAGACAGAGACAGGAGAUGCUGAAAGACAGCCAGUGGUUGGAGCUGGAGGAGAAACAUCUGGAUCCAUGCGGGGCAGAGGAUGUGAGGUGUACAUGGGAGAGAGAGACAAUGGAGAAGACUCUCCACAGACAGAAGCAGGAGAUGCUGAAAGACAGACCUUGGCUGGGGCAGGAGGAGAAACAUCUGCCGCAAAAAGAGCCAGCAGACCGGCACAUAGACCCUCCUCCAGAAAAGCCCUCAAGGACCUCCCCAUCACCUCCAGAAAAGCCAUCUAAGACCCAUGCUUCCCCUCCAGAAAGCCCCCCCAAGGCCAAAGACACCCAGCCCGUGGCCACAGCGGAGCUGGACAGGUCAGAUGACCAGGUGUACAUUGGUGUCAUGGCGAUGGUGAGAGAGGUGGUUAAACUGAAGAACGAUGUGAACACACUGUCCCCCUCCGACUACCCCAAUGCUGUCAAGGCGGUUGGCUUAACUCUUCGUAAUCUGAUUCAUAGUGUCGAUGAAGUUCUACCGUCUCUACACGCCGCUGCCCGAACAGAGAUCCAAGGAACAGAGCGCCUACUGAAUAAGGAUCUGGGAGAACUGAUUGCUAAGAUGCGAUUGGUGCAACAGAACUCUGUGACAUCACUGAAGGCGGAGUGUCAGAGGCAGAUGUUGGGUGCCGCCCACACCUUGGCCCUGGACUCGAAGAACCUUCUAGACGCCGUAGACCAGGCUAGGGCUAAAGCUGACCUGGCAAAGCCCUAACAAACACACACAUUUUAGUUUUACUAUCAAGCUGAGGACUGGCAAUGUUGUGCCUCUAAAGGACCUGGUGUGUGUCAUGUCUGAGACUUUUAGGACAAUGAGAUUUGUUUCACACGUAAUUGGCUAAUGUUUUUUUUUGCGCAUCAUAAAGCCCACGGUAUAAUGUCACUGUGGGUAUUGAAGAGUGAGCUAGAUCUGAAUAGCGAAUGUAGUCACAUUUUGUUUUAUUUCGCUAAGACUGAUGUGUUGUAAUGUACCGAUCACGCUACAAGUUAAUUUUAUAAGUAUCCUAGUCACGGUUGUCUUUGAUUGAUAGACUGUGGUUUGUUUGUUUUCAGCAAUGUUCCUAUGACCAGUAUCGAGAUAAAUGUACAAGGUCUGUCAACAUUUAGAAAACAACUCUACAAGCUAUACUUCCUGCUCUGCCACUGUCCUUCCCCUCCACUCUGUUUUUUUUAACCCUCUGACAGCUAGGGUUUUAAAAUCCGCCUGUGACUAUCUUGACAUUUUGGCUUCUAAAAUGGUAAUAUUUUAUAGUAGAAGUAAGUGCUUUAUAUUCUGGGAUUCUGCAGACCCUCAGCUACAUGAAGGAUGCAUUGAAAACACAUUUUCUGAGACACUUACAUGAGUAAUAAUGUGAAAUAAAAAUACAUAUUUUGGUUUUAUUUUUGAAAUAAAAUAGUAAAAUAUAAUAAGUAGCCUGUUUUACAAUACAUUUGUAAACCCCCAGGGGUUCAGAACAACUACAAGUUCAAUGGUUUGGUAUUUAUAACGCACGGGAUUGACACCUGCGUGUCAAUCCCGCGAUAGACCGGAUACUGCUAGCUAGCUAACUUUACAAUAAGCAAUACAUGGUUUUAAAAGACCACGGUAGCUGGAUUUUAUUGGAAUUUUCCUCCCUAGUAAAGUGUGUUCAAAAACAGAUAUAAGAAUGCAUUUCAUAAUUUAAUUUGGACCACAAAAGCUUCAGUACCAAAGCGGCAAAUAAGUAAAUUCUCUUGAUUCGUGCCUUGCUUCCUCCUACUUUAACAGUGGGAAUUUACUUAUUUUUGUAAAAAAAAUGUGUGGCUCGGUUAAGAAGCUUAUUGUUGCGAUCUAGCAAUUUACAGUAAAAUGUAUAGCUACUGAAAUCUAUAGCUCUGAACAUUUAGUAGAACAAACGGCAGCGUCCUUCAUAGAACAAGCAGCUUUAGUGGAAAGUAGAGAAGGCAUGAAGUGUUAAUUUUACUGUUUAGUUUGUUUUGUGAAUUAGUGAAAUGCGAACAUGGCUUUUACCAGUGAGAUUGGUUGUCGUUAUUUUUGGGUGCAUUUCUGGCAGUGGCACCAAGCAAAUUAACAGCGAAAGAGCAUUUUUUGCAUUGGGUUAUAAUUACUAUAGACAAGCACAAAACCCCUCGUGGGCAUGGUCAACGUUGGUGUUUCAGAAAUAACAGUUGUUUAUAAAGUACAUUUUUCAUCUUCUACAAACUAUUGUAUUUUAAGAUUGCCAUUUUGUUAUGGAGGCGAUAUCUACAGUCACAAUGAAUUCUGCAAAUUGUGGUAUUUUACGAAAAGACCAAUACAGCGGAAAUUGAUUAUACCGCUAAUUUCUAAUUUGAUCACUCAAGAUAAAAUAACGAUUUUACCCAAACUUAACCCUAACCUUAAUUUCAAUAACCUAAUCUUAACAUAACCUGAUCUUAACAAACUCUUAAACCUAACUCUAAUUAGAGAAAAUUCGGUCCUGACUCAGAUAGUAAAACACGAACAUGGCGCAUAUACACACUUCAACCAUAAGACAGAUGUUCUUUUUGAUAUUACUUUACUGUGCCUUUUCGAACAAAGUUUUAGAGAUGUUGUACAGAUGUUGAUUAGGACAUUGGGCACAACUUGUUCAAAUGAGAUCUGUAAUUUAUUGUAUGCUGGAUUUUUAUUGUCUUUCUACCUGAGAGACUGAGAGGAAUGGUAAAUAAAGUGUAUUUUACUGUUAA
Molecule: messenger RNA, 5204 nt
Organism: Esox lucius (northern pike)
Lineage: Eukaryota; Metazoa; Chordata; Actinopteri; Esociformes; Esocidae
Gene: ptk2ba
Product: protein tyrosine kinase 2 beta, a
Exons: 29
Coding region: 241-3234 (997 amino acids)
Biological process (GO): protein phosphorylation; signal complex assembly
Cellular component (GO): cytoskeleton; focal adhesion
Molecular function (GO): ATP binding; protein tyrosine kinase activity
Source: RefSeq, a predicted model, not a curated record